Molecule: messenger RNA, 10151 nt
Organism: Hippoglossus stenolepis (Pacific halibut)
Lineage: Eukaryota; Metazoa; Chordata; Actinopteri; Pleuronectiformes; Pleuronectidae
Gene: dot1l
Product: DOT1-like histone H3K79 methyltransferase
Exons: 28
Coding region: 311-5152 (1613 amino acids)
Biological process (GO): DNA repair; DNA damage checkpoint signaling; regulation of transcription regulatory region DNA binding
Cellular component (GO): nucleus
Molecular function (GO): histone H3K79 methyltransferase activity
Source: RefSeq, a predicted model, not a curated record
CCUGCCAUAUUUAUUCAUGCCGGGCAAGAUGGCGGCGAUACGGACGAGGUGUUAUUGCCAGUGGACAUGAGAAAGAAUUUUAUUCACGCCGUUAAACCGAGUCGGACACGUUUCUACACUCGGCCGCUUUGUCUGCGUUUUCACCAAGGGACCAGCGUCGACGUCGGUUUUUUUAUUCCACGCGUUUCAACGUCUCGGUGCCACGAAAUGUUCACGUUGUAGCUCGCUCGCUAACCGACCAGCUGGCUAACCGAGAGCAGUGCCUAGCUAGCUAGCUAUCCAUCACAGCCAAGCCGCCGUGAAGUGUAGAAUGGGAGAAAAGCUGGAGCUCAAGCUCAAAUCGCCGGUCGGAGCAGAACCCGCAGGGUACCCGUGGCCCUUACCAGUAUAUGAUAAACACCAUGAUGCUGCUCAUGAAAUCAUCGAGACCAUACGGUGGGUGUGUGAGGAGAUCCCAGACCUCAAACUGGCAAUGGAAAAUUAUGUUCUCAUUGACUACGACACAAAAUGCUUCGAGAGUAUGCAGAGACUGUGCGACAAGUACAACAGGGCCAUCGACAGCAUUCAUCAGCUAUGGAAGGGGACCACCCAGCCCAUGAAGCUGAACAAGCGUCCAUCCAACGGACUGCUAAGACACAUCUUACAGCAGGUGUACAACCACUCAGUGACCGACCCGGAGAAGCUGAACAACUAUGAGCCUUUCUCCCCUGAGGUGUACGGAGAGACGUCUUUUGACCUGGUGGCUCAGAUCAUUGACGAGAUGGAAAUGAUGGAAGAUGACACCUUUGUUGACCUCGGCAGUGGAGUUGGACAGGUAGUGCUGCAGGUUGCAGCAGCAACUAACUGUAAACACUACUAUGGGGUGGAGAAAGCAGACAUUCCAGCCACCUAUGCAGAGUCCAUGGAUAAAGAAUUUAAAAAGUGGAUGAAAUGGUAUGGGAAGAAACAUGGGGAAUACACACUCGAGAGAGGGGAUUUUCUCUCUGAGGAAUGGAAAGACAGAAUUGCCAACACAAGUAUUAUUUUUGUGAAUAACUUUGCCUUUGGUCCAGAGGUAGAUCACCAGCUGAAGGAGCGCUUUGCAAACAUGAAGGAAGGUGGAAAAAUAGUUUCCUCCAAACCUUUUGCACCUUUAAAUUUUAGAAUAAACAGUCGAAACUUGAGUGAUAUUGGCACAAUAAUGCGUGUGGUGGAGCUUUCUCCACUGAGGGGCUCUGUGUCCUGGACUGGAAAACCAGUUUCCUACUACUUGCAUACCAUAGACCGCACCAUACUUGAAAACUAUUUUCAUAGUCUCAAAAAUCCUAAACUCAGGGAGGAGCAAGAGGUUGCUCGGCGACGUCAGCAGAAAGACACGAAGGACAAUAAAAGCAAUAGUACCACGCCCACAAAACCGAAAGAACAAAACAAGCAACAGGACUCCUGUGGGGAGGAAGAGCGUCCCAGCCUGGUGACAGUGGUCAAGCCCUCCGCCAAACCCAGGAGAACCCGGAUCUUGUCCAAAGGUCGAAAGUUGAACAACAAGAAGCGCGGCCGACCCAAGAAAGCUGCCCCGGCUGCCGAGAAGAAAAACAAGAAGAAUCAGAGCGCGCUGGACUUGCUGCACGCCAAGACCCUUUCUGCGGCACCCCCUCAGGAUGCAUACCGGCCACCUCAGAGUCCCUUCUACCAGCUACCUCCCAAGGUCCAGCACUAUCCCUCUAGUCAACUGCUGCUGAGCCAGACUCCGCCUGGUCUGCAACAACUGCUAGAUAACAUCAAAGUUCAGUACAUCCAGUUUAUGGCCUACAUGAAGACUCCUCAGUACCGCUCCAACCUGCAGCAGCUUUUAGAACAGGAGAAGCAAAAACACAGGGAUCUGUCGGGACAGGCGGAGCAACUCCACUCUGUCUGUCACUCUCACAAGGACAGGAUCAAAGGUCUCUUUCAGACUAAACUAGAUGAGCUGGGAGUGAAAGCCCUGACUGCGGAAGACCUGCUGCAGGCCCAGAAGGAGAUAUCGGCUCACAACCGUCAGCUGAAAGAGCAGACCAAACAGCUUGAGAGAGACAUGGCCUUACUGAGAGACCACAGCCUGCUACUGUUGAAGUCUCGAUGUGAGGAGCUGAAGCUGGAUUGGGGCUCUUUGUGUUUAGAGAGUCUGUUGAAGGAGAAGCAAGCACUGCGCAGACAAAUAUCUGAGAAACAGAGACACUGUUUGGAGCUGCAGAUCAGCAUUGUGGAGCUGGAGAAAAGUCAGCGGCAGCAGGAGCUGCUUCAGCUCAAGUCGUACAGCCCCUGUGAUGGCUCCCCAUACAGGAAGAGCCUGGAAUCGCGCUCUUCCACAGACUUGGACUCCUCAAAGCUCGGCCUGUCCUCUGCCCCAGCCCUCAAUGGUGUCAGCCAAGAGCUUUCCAUUAAUGGCACCAGCUCACCAUGUUUCGACCGCGCCAGCACAAAGGGAGAGCUUCUUUCGCGCUACCUGCCCAUCUCUCCCGACCACGAGAUCGUACUACCCGCUGCCCCUGACGCUCGGCAGAGGCAGCAAAGCUCCUUCCACACUCUUCCUGACUACACACGCUUCUCCCCUGCCAAGAUUGCCUUGCGGAGGCACCUUAACCAGGACCCCACUGCCUCAAUGCACCUAAGAGGUCCGGGGCUGACCAUGCACAGGGAAUUUGUUGGUGUUAACUCACCACUUGGAGCCAAACAGAACUGCCCCUCUCCCAAUGCAUUGGAUGCACAGAAAAGUUCAGACAGGGGUUGUAAAGAGAGGAGUCCAUCUGUUCAGGUUGAUAACAGCAUCACAAGCCUUCCAAUUAGCAUCCCCCUGAGCACUGUCCACCCAAGUAAACUACCUGUCAGCAUUCCACUGGCCAGCGUGGUGCUACCCAGCCGAGCUGAGAGACUGAGAAGUACUCCCAGUCCCGUCUCUCAGUCAGGCCAGACUAAUGGAUAUUCAUCCAGCUCAGGGCUGAUGAAUGGAGGUCCCCACCCUGAGGACCAUAAUGGUGCUUCUUCAUCACCUCUUCCACACAGCAAUGCUCCUCUGACAGGACCCAUAGGUCGAGGAGGUCCCAUCCAAAGCCCCCCACUCAGUACUGGAGGGGUGCUCCAAUAUGCAGACGGACCACCAAGGAUUCUUCCAGAAGAUGGACAAGACCGCCAGGGAGGUGAAUCUGACACUGAGCCCCAGGAUAGUGAACUGCGGAGGAGAAUCUUCUUCUCCUCGUCCUCCUCAUCCACGUCUUCCACUUCGUCAGGCAGUGGAGGCAGCGUGGCCGGAGGAUCACGCCUCCACCAUCACACUGGCAACUCAGCCAAGCAGGGAUACCACAGUAACCAUGGAAACCACCAUCACCAGUCGCCUGGCACACAGUACACACACACCCCCACACAUAUGCUGUCAUCACAUUCCUCUCACAGCCUCGGCUCUCAGGAGGGACGCAAGCGUGGGAGACGAAAACGCAGCUCUGCGGGGCCUGUCACGGCCAGCGGAUCCCCAAAGAGGAGGUCGUUCCCUGGGCUCAGCUCCAACACCCACUCCUCAGGAUCACCACUCAACAUUAACACCAUGGUCAACAACAUCAACCAGCCUCUGGAGAUCUCUGCCAUCUCUUCACCAGAACAAUCAAGCCGUAGCCCCAGUGGGCCUGACCUGGACCAGCCUCCCAUCUUGAAGAGAGAGCGGCCCUUGGAGCUCAAUGGCACAAGUCGUUACUCCUCACCCCCCAGCUCGGAUGACGAUGACUCAGGAUACCCUGCUGACAGCUCUAGUUCUCGAAUUGAAAGAAAAAUUGCAACUAUAUCCUUGGAGAACAGGGAUGGACCAAGUAGAUUAGGGGAUAAUGAAAGAGGCAGAAAAUCUGGUAGCAGCAGUGGAAACAGCACAGGUAGUGAAGGCUCCUCUUCAUCCUCCUUGUCCUCUACCAGCAAAUGGAAAUCUACUUUUUCACCUAUAUCUGACCUAAAGCAACCCAACUCUGACCUUAGACAGGGGGGCUCCCCUUUCGGCAUGGGGGGUUCCAGCCGGGGGACAGACUCAGAUUCUGACCACAAACAACAACAUCAGCAAGUGAGAAAAGGGAGUGACGGAGAGUCGUCCAGCUACAUGACCCCCAAUCCCUUCCUCAGUCAGGAGGCAGGGAGCCGAAGUGGAGGCAGCGGAGCUCAGGGAGGCGGCAGCUCUGAACAGCGCCAGACCCACCAGAAGCAGAAGACCCCCCGUGACUGGGAUCUGAAGACGAGCAGCAGCCUGGCCAGUCAGAACCUCUUCAUCUCUGCAGCUGCUACCAGUGGAGGGGGAAUUCUGAGUGGGAAGGUGGGCGGCAGCCCUGUAGCAGUUUCCUCAACCACGGGGUCGUCUGUGGGACAGUACCUGGGGUCCCAGUUCCCGCUUGGAGGGGCAUCAGUGUUACAAUCCUUGUUCGGGGCCCAGACAGGCGGGUCCACGGUGUCUGGGACCCCGCGGCUCGUCAACGGACACUCUGCCAUGGGAAGCUUCUCCAGUGCAGGGCUGGCAGGGGGAGCGGCUGGAGGUAUAUUUCACCACGUGGUUCCAACAGUGUCCUCCCAUCAGUUUGGGGCAGCGCUGCCUGCUUCUGGAGGCCUCGGCUCUCUGCUCAGUCUCUCCUCCUCUUCCUCUACCUCCUCCCAAACCCAGCAGCGCACCUCCCCCCAGCCGCCCUCCACACGCCUGACCUCCGUGUCUUCACCUCUCCCGCUCUCACAGGCUCAGCACAGCCGCACUCAGUCAGUGCUGCACAGCCCCUCUCCUCCCACGCUGUCCCUGCCCCCUCCACCGCCCCUGCACAGCGUCCCCUCCUCCUCAGCACCCACGCACUCUGACGCCCCACCAUCGUCCCGGUCAGACCCCCUCUACUCCUCCCGUCUCUCCCAUUCUUCUCUCCAUCACCAGAGAGGACAGUCAUCCCUCUCUCUCUCCAUCUCCUCCUCCACCUCUGCUUCUGUCUCUGCUGCCGCUACUGCCUCCCUCUCCUCUUCCUCCCUGUCCACCUCCUCCUCGUCUCGUCCAUUCACAGUGCACUACUCCCCUCGGCUGCCCCCUCCACCACCGGCCACAAGCUCAGGUGGUGGCGGGAGCAUGUGGAGGACUCAGGGCAUGCAUGGAAACUACAUCGCCUCCCAGCUCCCCGGCUCCCGACCUAGAUAGGGUUUUGGGGAGGGGGGGGAGGUGGGAGAAUGCAGAGGGGGGGCGGGAAAGGGGCAAUCAGAAGGUGGAGAGAGGCAGAGAAUGAGAGAAAGAGAGAGACUGGUAGGGAGUGAGAGACAGGAAACCUGUUUUUCCUGUGAUCCUACAAGCUGUUGUUCUGAUUGAACAAGGUAAGACAGAUCUAAGGUUUAAAAAAUGUGUUGAACGAUCCCCCAAAAAAGUUGGUAAAACUCAAAUGAAAUAUGUUUGUUCAAAUUAAAGUGAAUAAGUUAUAUUAACCCGAUUUAUUAUUAUAAACAAAUUAGGGAUGCCAAGUUGGAGAAAUUCACCCAGUGGAUAAUAAACUUGUGUUGGAUCAGUUUCCAUAAUAACAUAAAAGGUCUUUUAGAAGUUUUGAAGCUGUCAUUGUAAAGUUUGAGCUCUGCAUCGCUUUCUCGUUUUAAUUAUCUUUUAACUCAAAAGGCUGAUCAUCCUUGACGAUAAACUCUCCUCAUCAUGUGAUAAGACUCUGUCUAACUCCAGUAUCAGACUCAAUAUUGAUAAUUAGAGCCACCACUGAUAAAACGAAAUGAGCCAAAGUCUUAUGUCUAUAAAAAAAAAAAAGAAGAAAGUGUACAACCGACUACCGCGGCAACUCUAGAACAAAUUGAAUUAAUUUCACAUCAAAUUUUUCUAAGACUGUUUUAGACUGUGUGUGCUGGAUGAUACAUUAGGAUUUUGACAGUGUCAUGAUUUGGUUCUGUUUUGACUCAUUUGUUUAUUUGUUGUGUUGAAUCUAUUAGCCAGUGAUCACUCAUGUGUUUUUCUACUUUGCUCCACCAGGUAACUGAUGAAAACUACCUCAACAAAAAAUAAACUAUGCAAAUGUCUAGGUGCGGACCAAGGCACUCUCCUCACUCACUGGUGCUUCAAAAUGUCUGCACUACCCAACCGCCUGCAAGACCGGCCUCUGUAGUGGGAUCUCUGAUACACAUUCUCACACACAUACAUACACACACACUAACCAGCACCACCACUAUGGUUAGCUUGAGCAGAAUUCAUUGGUACUGGUCAUGUAAAUGUUAGGAGUGUUGUUAGUGGAUUAUGCUGGUUUGAGCUCAGUACUGGCUGCUGCCCAGCACUGGCUGCUGCCCAGCACUGACUGACCUGAAUGAUUCUGUGGUUUAACAUUAACGCCCUCAACAUUAUGAUAGGUUGUCAUUUAUUUGUCUAAGUCACGACUAUAGCAACUAGUGUUCGGCAAAAUAAUCAGUUCUGAUUGAUUUUAUGUAACAUUUAACAACCGAUAAAAGCACACAGUCCAACUUUCUAGAGCUGAAUCUCAUCUGGUGUCAUCCUCUGUCCAAAUUUCAAUUUGUGUGUGUGCACACAUUAAAACAAACACACACAGGCCAGUUCACUGAACUCUGCUCACAUGUCAUGCAGCCUUCCCUCUCUGCAUGCGUGCUCUAUUGCUUGUUUUCUUCCUUCAGUAAAAUUCGGUGUUUGUUGAAGCAUAUUUGACGAACUGAGGAACUUUAUAUUUUGGUCUAACUUCACACUGGAUAGUAAGAUAGUUACUAGUGUAGCAAAAACACUCUGGCUGGAUUAUUGACACCCCAUAAACUCCGGUUAUGUGAAUGAUUUGCUCUAUUUUUAUCUUAUUCACUUUAAGGUCUGCCAUUUUUGACCCACAAAACCAAGAACUAAUAUCUCUUUUCUUUGCUACUAACUUCAGCCAAACCAUUUAAUUCACAUUGUGAGUAAUGGAAACUGUUUCAGUGUUUUAUCUUCUAAUAUGAGAUAUUUAACAUAUCAAUGAAAGUUUCUCUGGUGACAAUAAUCAGGUGCAUGUCACAUUCUCUAACGGACACAUGAAGAGUUUGAGAGAAAAUCUGUGUAAAUUAACCUUUCACAUAAAAUGAUCUGACGUCAAACUCACUUUGAAAAUUUGGUGAAUCAUUUCCAGGGGUGACAAGAACACUGAGUCGGACUCAUUAGCACAGUACAUUUUAAUGUUUAUUUUAAUAAGACCAAUGGAAUUUGAUUUAAUGAGAUGGUGCUCUGUGUUUUUUGUGUAUUGUUAGCCACACUUAUGGAAUCCCAGGUCAGGGGGGCGUGGCUGCACUGUUAAGUAAAACUGAAUCCAGGUGUAAAAGAAAAACAGUAAAACCACAGACAAUUGAACUUAUUGUAUUUGUGAAUAUUUCCUCCUCCGGUCAGUUUGAUAAGUCACACUAAUCUGUGGAGCCACAGCAGGAAUUUUUAACUUUUCUUAUGCUAAACUUAUUCAUAUUUAUCUCUGCUGUCGCAGGUUUAAGCAAAAUGUGGGUUUAUACAUUUUACAACACAGAUACACACUCAUGCAUGCAAAUCCUCACACACUGGGAAAACACAUAACCACGACAAACUACUGGACUCUUUUCACACCUUUUUGUUUGUUUUUUAUUGUGUAAUUUGUUAUUUUUGUAAACAAUGUUUGUACUGUGAAUGUGAUUCAUGCUCCAACUGUAUAGUUGUGUAUAAUUUAGAUGAUUAUAUUUAUGCCAUCAGUCUUCUUUUGCCUUGGUAUUUGUUUUUCUCUUUAUUUUUAUUUUUUCUUUUAAUCCUGAAUUGUGUCGACAGUGUAGAAUGCAAUAGUGUGUGUACUUGACUCAGUCUGAAAACCAUGGUGCUAAAUUUGGACUGUGCCUGAUUUUAUUUAUUUUCUAUUAGUGAAAACAUAAAAACAAUUCGAACACUUGGUGCUGUACACAGGGACGUUUAUAAAAGCCUUUUUUUUAGGCAUUUCCUUUUCUCAUAUUUAAUAUGCUUUUGUCUUUGAACGCCUCGUGUACAAGUGUAGACUCCAUCUUAAGAUGGAUACUGUGUAAACAGGGGCCUCUGUUCAUGUUUCUCACACAGCUGUUUUAACAUGUGUCCGGCCGCUUUCUCAAUAGUAAGUCACAUAUCUGUAGGUUAACAAGACACACUGAUUUUGUACAUAUGUUUUUUUUUCCCCUUGUAUGUCUCCAGCAUAAAACAGAAAGCUAUAUAAGAUAAGUCUCUAUAUACAGUCUAUAUGUAUAAAUGAGUAAAUAUAUAUAUAUAUAAGUCAAAAGGGGUAUUUUGGUGCUGGCAUUGCAACCCCUUAAAUUCAACCUGUUAAACAGGAGGCUUGAAGCCGGGGAGAGCGAAGCUUUGCCACCGCAGGACCUUAAUAGACGGCGUCUUAAAAACACACGCCACAGAACUAGAAACUCACAAACUGUGUAUUCAACACACAAAGGUGCUGUGACUUGAACAUAACUAGAUUCAAGCUCUAGAACUGUUAUCUCGAUUUUUAGCAGAAGUUUUCAUGUCGGUUUCUUUUUAUUUCCUUUUUUAUAUAUAUAUAUAUAUAUAUAUGUAUAUAUAUACAUAUAUAUAUAUAUAUAUAUGUAUAUAUACACACCAACCCAGAUUCUGCAGGAAAAAUGGUGCUUCUGUUUCCAAACGACAAUGAAAUCUUUACUGGUGCUUAAAGUGAAUGUCUUACUGACAAGGCCCUCCCAUGUAGAGUAAGCAUACUGUGAGACAUGCUGAUGUAAAACACUUGUGUUAGCGUGUGUGUGUGAGCAGCAAAGCUUAUUUUUCUGAUAGUGGGAUACACUUAAGCUCAGUGUGUGUGGUUUUAUGUUCCCACUUGAUGGUGCAUAUCUAAGGGAAAAUUAGACUAAUAAUAAUCAAAGCUUUAUAGUAAACUCCUGUCCUGUGCACUCACUGUGCGAACAUGAGCGUGUUUUCAGAGAGACGUUUUAGAACAUAACUAGAGACAAUAGAGUCCGUUUGUUACCAGCACUGAGAGCUCCUUUGUAAUUAUUGUCUGACGUUAUGAUUUUUCUUAUUCUUGAUGUUUGAUACGAUUACAAUUACAUGUUCUGCUUCUAACUGUGUCUUCAGAUUCCUGUCAGUUUUUAAUACUACUUGUUGGACAGACAGCACGGUGCUCUCCUUCACUUAAAACAAGGAAAUUGCAGCUAUUCAUACGAAAACAUUGCUCUUCCCCUGUUGUGCUGCAGGGUUUCAUGGGUAACGAUAGUCAACACGAGCUCGCCUGGCGGGUUUCUGGAUAAUACAGUCUAACCUAGAGAAGUUUCUCUCACAUGGAGGGGGGGUUUGUGAUGUGUGUGACGGUGAGAAUAGUUCAUGGGAACACUUAUUUUACACAGAUUUGAACCCGCCUCUUGUAUAAUCACUGAAAGGGGUGAGGUGCUGUGAUCAAAGUCCUUUGGUGCAUGAGCAUGAUUGGACCUUAAAGCUUCGAUGCAGUUCUCCAGCUUCAUCUCCAUCCUGGUACAUGAAUUCUCGAUAACCUGUGAGAGCUGUAGAGUCGAGGCCGUUUACUCUAAAUCCUGCCAAAGGUCUGAAACUCAGGAACUUCCCAGGAUGCUUGUAACGAUGCAAAAGAUUUAAACUACUGCACGCCACGACUUAAUCGCACCACACCAUCUCGUGCCGCGAUGAAGUCCCUCAGUAUUCCCCCCCCCCAAACUCAGGACCAGGACAAGCUCCUCAUUAAGUGCAUGUCAAGGUAACAAUUUAGUCAGGUCUCCUCAGAUCUAUUCUCACUGUCGCAUACAUGCAGCCUCUCCGGGGAAACGCAGCUUUAAUUAGCUUUACACAAGUCGUUCUGAUCUGGAGAAGCUGUGACACGGCCACGACUUUCAGCCUCUUCCUCAUCUCACAAAAGCCUCUGUCUGAUAUGUCUCUAAACAAGGAGGUUCACCGUCCUCUGUUGGGUUGAACUGAUGUUAAAAGAGCCGAGCGUGAACCGCAGUCUGUGUAUUGUGAUCUCUGAUUGGUGAAGCCAGGGCAGGUUUGAGGUGCAAUAACGGCAAACCUAUUUCCCAAAAGGCCCCGGGUUUUCAUUGAAAACUUGUUACUGUUCGGUGUUGGUGCUUUUAUCCUAAGAUGUUAUAAUGAAACAAAUGGAAUUAAUGGGUUUUUUUCUGCGUUUUAUGAUUAUUAAUAAAAAUGUUUCUUAUAAUAUUUGAAUUCA